Exophiala spinifera is the source of this 6321-nucleotide messenger RNA. RefSeq lists its product as uncharacterized. Bases 1 to 6321 code for a protein of 2106 amino acids. Lineage: Eukaryota; Fungi; Ascomycota; Eurotiomycetes; Chaetothyriales; Herpotrichiellaceae. The transcript has a single exon. The record is from RefSeq and is a predicted model, not a curated record. Gene Ontology annotation, molecular function: ATP binding; ATP-dependent chromatin remodeler activity; methyltransferase activity.
AUGGCGAAAGGAAAAGAAAGAGCCAGGGGACGGGACAACAACGAUGUCACGCACGACAAUACAUUUCAGAAUAGUGACAACAGCGUUGCUGUGGUUUCAGGAGGUGCGCUGGAUGCCAGGUUGAAUACAAAACCUCUGGUAAGCUCUACCAAUGUUGGAUCUCGCAGAAAACCCCAGCUUCGGCCUCGCCCGGUCCGACGCGUUCAACAUGCGACCGACUUGGUCCCCGCAACAGCCCGUGUUGCCGUAAACGAUCUGCCAUUGCCUCAACAUUGUGAGGUCGUUGGAACAUUAGUAUCGCUCAGCCGUGACGACAACAACUUUCAAGAACUCAAUGCAGCGCUCGGAGCAGUGUUCGACCCUGACAAGAUUCAAAAGACGACCUUCGUCGAACCUGUUACGAACACGAACUCCAAGAAUCGCCACUUCUUUCGACGAGGUAAAAGUUUGUACAGUGGACUCGAUCCUACAAAACCUCCGCUCCAUGACAUCGACCAAAUCUUCCUUGACAUGGCAGAGAAGGCACUUACGCGCCAUUUCGAUGAAGCAUGCCGUACUUUUGAGGAGCAGGCGUUGAAAAUUUUCACGUUGUGUUCUGGCACAGAUUCUCCUGUCGUGGCAACCUCGCUCAUCAGUCGAGCGUUGAGACAACUGUGCGUCAACAAUUUCAACGUUAACCAUGUGGGAAGCUGCGAGAUUGAGCCCGUCAAGCAGGCUUUUCUCGAGAGAAAUUUCCAUCCCAGUGUAUUGUUUCGCGAUGUCACCGAGUUCAUCAAUCAUGCCACGCAUCCCAACGAUGACAGAUAUCUGCCGCGAACAGCAUACGGAGCACCAGCUCGUCCACCGAAACAUGUGAACUUGCUCGUCGCAGGCGCAUCCUGUGUCGACUUCUCCAGCCUCAACUCAAACCGACCAGUAUUUGAUCCUACGGGUCAGCAAGGCGGUGAAUCUUCAACAACCUUUGCGGGAAUCUUUGCCUACAUGGAAACCUACCGGCCUAACCUGGUCAUUUUGGAGAACGUGGAAUCAGCAAAGUGGGAGAAGAUUUCGGAUCGAUUCAAGGAAAUCCGAUAUCACUGCCAGGUCGUCAAACUAGACACCAUCAACUUCUACCUCCCACAAACACGGAACCGAACGUACUGCUUCGUAAUCGACGAGGAUCAUGCUGACCGGGUCAAUCUCAAGGUUGCACAAGUAUCCAAGGACUGGGUUCAACUCUUCGCCUAUUUUCAAAAACGUGCGACGUCGCCAUAUCCAUCGUUCUUGCUUGACGACUCAGACCCGCGUCUAAUUUUGGAAAAGGCAAAGAAUUUCUCCGUCCCGUCAGUAGGAAGGACCCAGGAAUGGGACUCUGGGCGCAGGAUUCAUUUCGUCACCCGAACUCAGCUCCAUCUUGGUUCCGAUACCCCAUACACACAGAUGAGAGACCAUCCUCCUUGUAACAUGGACAACUACGCAUCGCAGACAUGGGCCAUGGGCCAAUCAGAGCGGGUUCUAGACCUGCUUGACAUUCACUACCUGAACAACGCUAUCAGUGCUAAGCGAGGGACGAAGACGACAAACUUUGAUAUGCGGUACAAACAUCGCAAUGUCAACUACAGCCAAAACGUCGAUCGAGACCUGAAUUCUCGAAAAUGGGGCAUAGUGGGUUGCAUAACGCCCAAAGGGUCCCUCUAUGACACCGUCCUAGGACGACCAUUGGUUGGCAGUGAAACCUUCUCUUUGACAGGAUUGCCCAUCGGGGACCUUAGCCUCAAUAAGGAGACGUCUGCACUGCUUCAAGAUCUAAGUGGCAAUGCAAUGAGCACCACAGUGGUCGGUGCGGCCAUCCUGAGCGCGAUCCUUGCUAUCCAGAAGCAGCAAGUUGGGUUCUUCGACAGCUAUGUAAAAGCAGCUCGUUCAAGUAGCGAGCUCAAGCCAUCAUCGGAGAUGAUGCUUCUGCCGUCGCGACAAACUGCUCAGGAGAGCGACAUAUUCAAUCACGAGACUCAGCAAGCCGGUACCCUAACUCUUCCAUCACUCGAAUACCUUGUCGACGCAAUGAACAGAUCCACUCCAUACUGCCAUUGCGAAACCUCAGGUCAGCAUGCUGCUGCAGGAUUGAUAUUCUGUCCCCAAUGUUUCUACACCAGUUGCACUACCUGCUGUAGAAGACCACACGGCGGUAUGGAGAAUCUCAUAAUCGACAGCAGACGCCCGUCGGACGACUUCGCUCGAGAGCUUACUCUGAUGCUGCCGGCAGUCCUUGACAUGAAGCUGGCAUGCAGCAUCAAUGACCUACCUCCGUUUUCAUGGGGGGAGCAGUCAUCACGAAACGAAAAGUUUUCUGACCAACUACGGUAUCUCCUGUUUACUACGCUAAACGAAACGGUUCGCUUUCGAGAGGUCAAAUUUGACCGCACAUGGAGAGUCAUUUACGACUCCAAAUUUGCAAAACUUGAGCUGGAGUUCAUUCCCGGACCCUUUCGCAGUAAAGAUGGCAAAGAUUCAUCUACACCUCUCCCCAUCUGGCGACUGUUUGCGAAGCCUAGGGACACGGAACCAGUAAACAGUAAGCUAAGGAGCCUUUUCCAACAUCAAAUCGCCGAAAUGUCGGUGGAUACCAACUUGCUAUCAGGCUCCUGGGCUUUCUGGAAUGGCGUUUCUAAGCAGAAGGUCAAAAUUCAAGCACAUGGAUCUACAGUACCGUCUUGGAGAAGUCAGCUUGGUCUUGAACAUGAAUCCGGUAUCGACGAUCGUGUCUUCACACGGCUGGAGGUCAAAGCUCCUGAUAAUUACACUCAUGGAAGAGGAGACGUCUUGAAUUCGAGUUUCGGAAAAUACGUGCUACUACCAAAUUGCCCUGCCGCAUGCCAGACGCUGCACAAGAAAGUUUCAGCCAAUGACUCUAACGCCUCAACUUUUAUGUACCUCAAACCCGAUCCUUUGCAAGAUUCCCAUCUGGACUCUGUUGUGAUAUCAACACAGCCAGCUCAUCGAAAUAUGCAAGAUGAACGCUCAACCUUGACAAAGUUUCGUCGCGGGUGGAUAUUUCCUCACGGUCCAAAUGAACAUCUCUCGCCCUCAGAGCAAGAGGUCGAAUGUGAAGUGUUCAACAACUGGACCUUACUUCCCGAACUCAGUAUGUGCCCUGCUGCUGAGGAGAAUGAAUUCAAGUUAUCGCGCCCGAGAGUGCUUCCACCACCAGAGUACACACGGAAAAGUUGUGAUGAUGCAGGACUGACGAUUUUCUCGCUGGCAAUAUCCUUGGAUGCUGCAUAUAAAGACCAAUGGACCCUUGAGGAACCCAUCUUUAUUGAGAUCGAAGACAAACCUGAGGCGCUGAAAGACUUUGUCGCGUUUCUGGCUCAUGCUACAAAGCUGCUUGACCCUCCUGCAGAAUGGAAGACCGUAAGCGUAGCAGCGGGUUGGAGCUGUCGCACGUGUCUUCCUAAACUUCCUGAUCUUGAAUGGGUGGUCAAGGACAAUGUUCUCACAGCCUUUGAAAAUCCGAGACAAGCAAAAGAAUUCGAGCAUGCCUUAGAAAUACGCCCAAAGGCCGCAACAGCCAUAGUGGUAAGAAGCACGGACACUGCUCACCUUACCGUAAAAAUCAACCUGAAGACUUUGGCACAUCGUGCUUCAUCUCUCCUUUACGAACCUGGCAGACUGGAACUAUUGUCCACUGCCCAAUGGCGCAUCGUCCCUUACAACCGCUUUGCGCUUCAUCCCACUUUCGGCCCUUUCGACCUUUCUUCAAAUGAUAGUGAUGUGCCGAUCUCGUAUGGAGUCGUCGGAAACCGGACUUUAUGGCAUUCCCAGAGACAGAUCUUGUCUUGGAUGCAAAAUCAGGAAGAGAAACCUGAGAAGUGGAAAGAGCUGUCUCAGAUCGAGUGUCGGGUUCCCUCUCUUGGCCUGAACACUGAAGUGAAAGCUUUCUCUGAGAAAAUUAUUCGAGGCGGCAUCAUAGCAGACUGUGUUGGAGGUGGCAAGACGACUACCUCCCUGGCACACAUCUACCAUGGCUACAUAUCAGGAAGACUAACUAAGGACUCCACAAGCCAUGACUCCUCCGGUCUGAUUGAUAGUGAUGCCACGCUGGUUCUUAUGCCGAAAAAUAUCCUGGCGCAGUGGGUUAAGGAGCUCAACGAAUGUAUCCCGUCCUGGACCGUGUUAACACGAACCAAAAAUGAUAAAACUGUCAAGCCAUGCGACACCAAACCUAUUGGGCCUUACUACAUUGUGGUCACGAAAACUUCGGAAAUUCUGGACUAUUCUAUCGAAGAUUUCAAAAACGCCGCUCUCAUACUUGCUCCCUUCAACAUCCUCGAAGACGACCAAUACUACAAGAAUUUGCAAGAUCAAGCUUGCGCGCCGCAUGUGCCAAAUGUUCCCGGUCGCGCGUUCAAACAAUGGAUGGAUCAAGCGAUGCAUGGCUUGCGUUCUGUUUGCGGUUUCCUGCCAUCUGAUACUGCACAAGCAUGGAAUAAUUGGGAAAAAUUACGCUCCGAGAUUCCCAAUUAUGACCGGUUUCCUGAAACGUUGACUCGUAAAACCAAGAAAGCACAGAAGUCUGGAAAGUCAAAGACUGCUGCAUCCAAUGAUGAGUCUGGUGAGACGUCAGAAGCAACUUUCCGAAAAGACUUCGAGGAGAAGCUCCAAGCGUUCCAAGACAAGGACAAGUUUGAGCCCCUUUUCCACUUAUUCCAUUUCUCACGAGUCAUUGUGGAUGAGUUCACCUAUGUUGCGGGGAAGUGUCUUCUUGCCCUACUCAAAAUCAACGCACAGGCAAAGUGGUUGCUUUCUGGUACGCCCCCGAUUCAUGACUAUGAUGGUGUGAACACCAUGGCGAAGCUUUUGGGUACUCGUGUGUCCACAUUUAACGAACAAGACGGCAAGUUUGGAUUUGGAAAAGAUCGAGCUAAAAUGGUCAAAGACAAAUCUGACGCUCAACGAUUCAGAUACUUACAAAAUGUUCUGUCAGCCGGUUACAAGAAGAGCAUGUACGAGCAUGCUGAGAGCUUCUUGAAGAUUUUCGUCCGAAAAAACAAACCAUCAAUCGAGGGAAUAAAAGUGAUGUCACAUGAGCAUUAUUUCACUCUCUCGGCGUCGGAAACUGUGGCGUUGGACAUGAUGAAUGAUGCGAUAGCGAAAGGCCAAUGUGAUUUCACACGAAAAUCACCAAAUUCAAAGCAACUCGAGGGUGGGUUGCGAGGCCAGAUUCAAGCAGCUGCCCAGAGCUGUGGAAGUCCGGAAGCUGCACGCCUUUGUUUGUCAUCCUUUCUUCACACAAUCCUUGACCUCAAAGAGCAAGGAGCACAGCAAUAUGAAGAGAAAGGACUGUCUCUUCUGAAGCAUCAACUUGAGGCACAGUGCCUCACCCUUGCAGACAACCUCCUUGAACACCUGAGGGGUCUGUGGCAUGCCGACGGGUGUCAGACAGCAACCAAAGUGUUUGACGACCUCAUAGACGAUAUCAACAACGCGGGCACCGAAGAGACCGAUGUCGUCCCUCUGUUGAGACAAAUGUCCCAAUACGCAGAGGCCAACCCAAAGCCGCCCGUCCCAAACUGGGACACCCUCAAAGCCAUCCAGAAAGGGAAGGCGGUCGACAAUCGGACCACACGUGUCCGAGAACUCAUCCCAUCCCUCUCCGAGGGGAUGGGAAAAUUGAGGUUCAUGAACUUGGUGUCCUCGGUUGUGAGGUCAGAGGCACUCCAGGCGUGCAAUGCCUGUUCCAAGCCCGUUGUGGACUAUGACAAAGUCCACAUCUCAGUCAAGUGCGGCCACAUUGUGGCCUGUUCAGGGUGUGCCUCGGCGUCUUCGCAUCCUUUGGGAUGCUGCAACUUGUUCCGCCCCGGGGGUAUCAAACCGGCUUGCCGGUUUGUUGUUCGACAGCUGGACCCUAGCGUCCAGCAUGUCGCGGAUGUGGUGAGAGGCACGAUGGCCCAAGCGGCCAUCUCUCUCAUCAAAGGACGGAUUCCGCCGGGGGAGUCCGUCGUCGUGUUCAUGCAGUUUGCAUGGACGCGAGUCCUCUUCGUCGAGGGGUGCCGCCGAACCGGCAUCGCGGCGUACGAUGCCUGGGGAGGCGACACCUCCUCGAUCGAAGACUUCAAGGAGGCCGCGGGGACAGGGCAGGCUGUCCUCGCCUUGAAGGUGGACUCGGAGGACUCGGCGGGCCACAACCUGCAGGUGGCCAACCAUGUUGUGUUUUUGGGCCCGGUAAUGGGCAUGACGGGGGCGGAGAGGGCCGCGACGAUGGAGCAGGCAGUUGGCCGCUGCCGCCGACAUGGCCAGCGAAAGCUGGUCCAUGUUUGGCAUUUGGCUCCGGAGUCUGUGUAG